UGUGGGAUGAAAUAAGAUGCCGGGACACGGAAGCCGGCGAAAACCCUGGCGCCACACGAGGAGGCUGCGCUCCAGCCAAUGGGAAGCGAGCUUCAGGAAAAGGGGCGGGGAGAUGCUGAAACAGCAGAGCCAGCGUACAUACAUACAUACUUAUUGUGUAAAUCUUUAAAAAGCAAUUAGCCACAGCAAAACAAUUUAAACCGUCGACACUUUCUGGAGGCUACAUUAAUUUUACUUUGACAAGAAGUGAUUUCCGGCUGAGAGCGAAAAGCAGACAUCCUCAACAAUGACUGACAGGAAGGCGGUGAUCAAGAACGCUGACAUGUCCGAGGAGAUGCAGCAGGACGCCGUGGACUGUGCCACACAGGCCAUGGAGAAAUACAACAUAGAGAAGGACAUUGCUGCCUACAUUAAGAAGGAGUUUGAUAAGAAGUACAACCCGACCUGGCACUGCAUCGUCGGGAGAAACUUCGGCAGCUACGUCACCCACGAGACAAAGCAUUUUAUUUACUUCUACUUGGGCCAAGUAGCCAUUUUGCUCUUUAAGUCCGGCUGAGGAGUUUUUGAUGGGUAUCAAAGGGGGUCUCUGGCUCCCCCCCGAGCCUCAUUGAAAAUGCACUGGUGGCUGAUGUCUCCCAUACACUAAUAACAUACCAUAAUGAUGCAAAAUCCGCCGUGCGCAGUUGCAUGGACUAUACAAUAUUAAAUAUGUAUGUUAUAGUAAGUUUACUUUUCAAAUAGUUGCCGUUUGACUGCAACUUUGAUCGUUUCUGUUGAUGCUGUUAAACUCUAGUUUGUAAAAGAAUUUGGUGUGGCCCCUUGAUUGUAAAAUAAAGAAAAGGAAUGUGAUGAUGCAUCUGCUUUACUUCAUACGUGGUAUUGCCAGAUAGUGUUUUGGUUUAUUAAAGUAGUAAAGCGCAUUAGUUCCCUUUAAAGAUUAAAAAAAAAAAGUUAAUGGAGCAAAAAAUAUAUUUUUGUUGUGUUACUCUUUAAAGUUAUUGCAUCAUUAGAUUUGCACACCUUUUUAAAAAGGAAAAAAAAAAAGAUUUUCAUUUGAUUCUUGAUUAAAAAUCUCACAGUUGGAGGUUUUGAACUUCAGAGAAGAUGUGGAAAACAAUAGACACUCAACAGUUUGGGGAAAAGAAGCACAAGCCGGUGCAAAUCAGUAGUUUGUUGACUCAAAUAUUCACUGUGAAGGACAAUAGAGCAGUUGAGGCUCAUGUACUCAGACCUGGUCUGUCACGUCUGCGCUGGAACCCUACAGACUGAACUCACCUGCCUAAUUUCCAGUUAUCCUGUGUUACUGCAUGUUUUAGGAUGCUUACUGGCAUUUGUGAAGUAAAUGUUGGAAAGGUGAAUAAUUUUCCUUUUUAUCAUCUUUUUUUUUUGUUGUUGUUUAUGGAGCAACUGUAUAUCUUGUAACAGUGAUUGCUGUGAGGCAGUGUUAAAAACUACAUUCGCUGUUAAGAUUAACAAAAACCUGCAUUGCCUUUUGUGUUUUGGGUUGUUUAUGAUAAAUUUAGUUGACGUUUCAGCGCCUUUUCUGUGUAGAUUUAGUUGCCCAUGCAGUGCCAGACAUUCUGAAAAUGCUAUUUACCGUCUGGAUUUGUGAAAACUCUUGCUUGUCUAAGCUUUUAAAUAAUUGAUUUGGAAAGGCAGUGCCCUCCCUCAGUUUCUAAUGAAAUGUGCUUAGUUGUUCAAGUAAGAUGGUUUGGAUCUGUGUGGCUGGGAAAAAAAAAAGCCACGCAUUUCCGACUGUCUUCAUAUUUUAGUUCCAUUAUUUUUCAUUUUUGUCAAUCAUGGGUAAAAUGUUUUGUCAAGAGAGCGUGGACUGACUUUGCUCUUGAGGGACGUCUUCCUUCUAGCUGUCUGUGAUUCUCUCUUUUUCUUUUUUUUUUUUCUGUCGCAGCGUUUUCCUUUGGCAUGUACUUUUGCUGCGUAUGUCUAGGACCCGUUCCAAUGCUGUUCAAUUUGCACAAAACGUGUGCCUGUUAUUGCUCUCAAUUGUAACCGGCUUAAAUCCAAUUGCACUCCAUUCAGUAGGUUGCUACAGAACCAAAACAUCUAUAUGCUCAAUAAAACAAAACUACAUUGGUAACUUA
Molecule: messenger RNA, 2102 nt
Organism: Oryzias melastigma (Indian medaka)
Lineage: Eukaryota; Metazoa; Chordata; Actinopteri; Beloniformes; Adrianichthyidae
Gene: dynll2a
Product: dynein, light chain, LC8-type 2a
Exons: 3
Coding region: 287-556 (89 amino acids)
Biological process (GO): cilium assembly; microtubule-based process
Cellular component (GO): cytoplasmic dynein complex
Molecular function (GO): dynein intermediate chain binding; dynein light intermediate chain binding
Source: RefSeq, a predicted model, not a curated record